AUGGUGAUUUAUUCGAGGAAAUUUAUAUGGAAUUGCCAAUGGGAUAUAAACCCCCCUCCACAUCAGGCAAGCAGGGGAGCAUUAGAUUAUUCCUUAUUUACAAAAGGUUCUGGUAAUGAAUUUGUUGCUUUACUUGUGUAUGUUGAUGACAUAGUCAUCACCGGGUCCAAUCUCCAAGUUAUAGAAUCUUUGAAAUCAUUUCUUCACAGUCAUUUUAAGCUUAAGGACCUUGGUAACCUUAAAUACUUCCUUGGCUUGGAAAUUGCGAGAUCACAUAACGGCAUUGUUUUAUCACAGAGACAAUAUGUUCUCCAGUUGCUUGAAGACACAAGGUUUCUAGCUUGUAAGCAUGCAGCCAUGCCUAUGGAUCCUAAAGUUCGAUUGAGCUCCUUUGAGGGGGAGUUGUUGGAAGAUAGUUCUAUGUAUAGGAGGCUUCCGCGGAAACCUCAUUUAACAGCCAUCCAUCAUCUACUUCAAUACAUCAAGGCAACCCCAGGCCAGGGUCUCUUAUUUUCUGCUGACUCAUCCUUACAAUUACGGGCUUAUGCUGAUGCCGAUUGGGGCUCAUGUCCAGAUUCCAGAAAAUCUAUUACUGGGUUUUGUGUGUUUCUUGGAGAUUCUAUGGUUUCGUGGACGGCUAAAAAGUAA
Molecule: messenger RNA, 648 nt
Organism: Olea europaea var. sylvestris
Lineage: Eukaryota; Viridiplantae; Streptophyta; Magnoliopsida; Lamiales; Oleaceae
Exons: 3
Coding region: 1-648 (215 amino acids)
Source: RefSeq, a predicted model, not a curated record